Molecule: messenger RNA, 3606 nt
Organism: Dermacentor andersoni
Lineage: Eukaryota; Metazoa; Arthropoda; Arachnida; Ixodida; Ixodidae
Product: sperm-specific sodium:proton exchanger-like
Biological process (GO): regulation of intracellular pH; potassium ion transmembrane transport; sodium ion import across plasma membrane
Cellular component (GO): plasma membrane
Molecular function (GO): potassium:proton antiporter activity; sodium:proton antiporter activity
Source: RefSeq, a predicted model, not a curated record
AUGGAGGAUCCGGCUACAACCAGCGCCACCUACGAGAGCCAGCCGGAGUACGGCACCUUGCUGCUGCUGCUCGUUGUGAUUGUGUCGUCCGUGCUGCGCAUGGUCAAGCGUGUGAUCAACAUCCCAGUGGUGGCCGUCACGGUGCUGUGGGGUUUCCUCGCCGGCUGGCUGGUGAGCCAGUACGGCGACAAGGAGACCUUCCUGCCCGUCACCGACGCCCACGUGGGUGAGCUGCUGCACCUCUACAUGCCCGUGCUGGUGUUCACGGUGGCGCUCAACGUGAGGUACCACAUCUUCUGGCGCUGCUUCUGGCAGUGCGUGCUCCUGGGCGCCGUGGGGCUCGUGCUCUGCUGCUGCAUGUUCGUGCUGUACAUGACGUUCAUGGUGCCCUCAAGCAAGGAAAGCGUCAGUGGACACGACACCAUGGGCCCGGGUCGGGACGGCCUAGGGGACAACUCUGCCACAUCAGCUCUCAUGGGCUUCCUGGUCUGCUGCCCGGAACCCAUGUUCUACACCGAGAUUGCAUUUCUAACCACAGCCAAGUCUCACAUUCUCGAGACUCUGGUCAUGGGUGAAGCACUGGUGGGCUUGUCAUUCUUCUGGUUCGUCUACAACAGCGUCGCAGUUGUCAAGGAGUUCACCUUCUCCAACUUUGGCCUGUCCGUGCUGACCACGCUGGUGCUGGGCCCGGUGUUCGGAAAGCUGGUGGGCCACCUGCUGGCCUACCUGCUCAUCGCGCUGUCGCAGGACGUGUCCAUCACUUACCUGGUCUCGCUGUGCGCCGUCUACUUGACCUUCCUGCUGAGCGAGCACGCGUUCCUGGGCAGCGGCGUCACGUCAAUCAUCGCGCUCGCACUCACCGCGAGCGCGCAUAGUGCCUCGACCAUCAUGGACCCGAUAGUGCUGCGGAAGUUCUGGAUGCUGUUUCGAUACACGUACAAUACGGUUAUCGUGUUCUUGGCCGCCUUCAAAGUAGGCCGCGACGCGGUCGAAUAUCUGGACGUGGACGACAUCAUCCUGCUGGGUCACACGUACGCCGCCAAGAUAAUUGUCAGGGGUCUGAUGGUGCUCGUCUUGUACCCGGUCCUCUGCUCGACGGGCUACGACCUCAAUUGGCGCCAGUGCGUGGCUCUGGUCUGGAUCAACUUCAAGAGCGCCGUCAUCAUGGGCUUCUCGCUCUCGUCGUGGAUCUCGAACAUCAACGUCAGCGUGGCCCUCAGGGAGGACGCAAUACGACUCGGCCUGGUAUUUUUGGUACAAGCCAUAAACACCCUCACUCUGCCCCAGCUGAUGUGGACAUUAGGCUUAGUGCAGAUGUCGGAGGCCGAGAAGGCCAACAUGAACGUGGUGGUGACGGCGCUGCGCAACACGGCCAAGCAGUCGACCAACAAGCAGCGCCGCGAGAAGAACUUCAGCGGCGCCGACUGGAAGUGGGUGCAGCUGCACACGUUCAUCGAGAACCCGUACGCCGAGGUUGCGGCCGCUGGCUCGGAGCGCAGCGCCCUGGGUCCCCGCAUCUCCCUGCAGCGGCGGGAGGACACGCUGGCUGAGGCCAAGCACAGCGCCAACACCAACAUACUGCGGCUGCAGAAGGUGUGCUACAACAAGCAGUACGAAGACGGUAUGAUUCACAAGCGCACAAAAACUACCAUUCUAGCCGCCCUGCAGUACCCGCUGGAAAGGGAAUUGUACCUGAACAUCGACAUGAUGACACAGUACAUAACGGUGCCAGCUUGGAUUUAUUCGCUGAAGAACGUCCUGCAGCGAUUUGCGGGCACCGAGGUCAUCGAGCGUCGAAGUUCGGGUCGCGUCAGCGCCCGCACUGAGGAGACCGAGACCAGCGUGGUCGAGAUGGACCUGCUCUCCAACUCCAUAACGCAGGGCUGGUACCACGUGCUUGUGGGUCUCGUGGCCGUGGGCUUCGUGCUCCUGCUCGGAGGGCUGGCGUUCUUAACCCAGUACAAGAUGAAUGACGUCAUCAUGUCCGUCGUGGUCAGCGUCCAGGGCUUGUACGUCCUGCUGUACGCUCUCGAGAUACUCCUCGUGGUGUACUCAAUGGGCAUGUUCCGGAUGGGCCGGGAUGUGUGGCGCCAGUUAGACCUGAUCAUCUUCGUCCUCGUUGUGUCCGAGUUCGUGCUUACCAGCUUCGUCUCUGUUAGCAUGGAAGACACGAAGAACAAGUGGUACGCCAUCUUCCUUCAGUGCAGCUUCAUACUGCUGGUCGCCUGCAGGACCGUCAAGACGCUGCAGAAGAGAGCCGUAUUUUUCGUGUGGCUGUGGGACCUGAUGGACGGUGUGUUGAACCGGAAGCUUUUCUACGCUUACGACGUCAGCUGGGCCUACAUCACCGCCGAAGACGAAGCUAUGGCCAAAGCGAGCCGUUUCGUGAAGAACACCCAGCUGGCCAACAAGAUCCGGGACUCGUGCGGACGCAACAAGCUUCAGACACUGAAGAACGUGAUCGACAUACAGCAGAAGUACCCAAACAUCGAAGUCGCCACAAAGACGCGCCAGGCGGCGCGCAAGACGCUUAACAAGGCUCUGGAUGCUCUGCACGACCUUCACGAUGGCGGUCUCCUGGACGACAAGCAGUUCGGCAUGCUUUAUGAGGACCUGACGUGGAUGAUCCACCGCGUGGAUGGCAUGCCUACCAACAUUAUUGUGGGGGACACGGCACACUGCAUCCUGCUCAGCAUCCCUUGGCUACCCAGGGAAGAAGUGACCAAGCUGCUCAAGUCGUUCUUUUUGACCCAAAAGAAAGGCAACGUGCUCGCUUUUGUCGGCCACGAGCACGAGAGAGUCUCCAUCAUCUGCUCGGGAAUCGUGAAGGUUUACGGCAAAGGCAGGCGACAGGGCACGGAUACAGAAGGACGCCUGCCGAACGCAGACUCGAACCAGUACUUCUUCAGCGAAGGCGACUUCAAGGACUACCUGGUGUCGCCGGACUGCAUCGGUCUCAUCGGUUUCCUCACCGCGCAACCGUCUGUCUGCCAGGCGGUCUGCGAGACCGACGUGGAACUGUGCAGCAUACCGAUGGAGGUGAUGCAGCGAGUCACCGAGCUGCACCCGGACCCACCUACAGUCCUCUACCGCAUGUGGUUUUCGGUGGCCGUGCGCGUUGCUCUCGGCGUUCUCAUCAACCACAAACGGUACCAGGACUGGACCCACGACAAGCUGAAGCAGUUCCUCGAAGGCGGCAUCAUGCCGAACCUGUAUUACGCCAUCGAGUUCUCCCUGGACGAGGCCGUGCAGGACGUCAUCCUGGUGCAGGGCUGCGUCGCGUCGGCUGACGGGCAGCACCGCUACUACGGGCCCUGCUACUUGCCGCAGUCCCUGCGACAGAUGAAGCUGCCGGAUGCGCCCAGCACGCGUCCUCGGCCGGUGAUGCUGAUCACGACUUUGAUGAGGUACCACCUGCCCCCGGAACUCGACUGGUACCACCAGCCGCUGCUCCAUCACGACUACAUCCCGCGGGGCAGGACCGACGACGAGUAUUCGCACUGGUGAUAACAUGGGAAAUACCUGCCUUCCAAGACUCCACUUUCACUCUUUUUCUUUAAGCUAGCAAUAAAGCUUUAUUUGCGUUGCUUAACAUAUAUCGCACGU